Perognathus longimembris pacificus (Pacific pocket mouse) is the source of this 2085-nucleotide messenger RNA. RefSeq names its product BLCAP apoptosis inducing factor (gene Blcap). The coding region runs from base 273 to 536 and encodes 87 amino acids. NCBI's taxonomy places the organism in Eukaryota, Metazoa, Chordata, Mammalia, Rodentia, Heteromyidae. The transcript has 2 exons. The record is from RefSeq and is a predicted model, not a curated record.
UCUCCCGGGCUCCGGCGGCGUCGGCGGCGAGCUGAGGUGGAGGCCGGCUGCGACCGCGAGCGGCAACAGUGGCGGCGGCGCCAUGGCGAGCCUCGCAGGAUCCCUGCUGCCUUGGUGAUCCCAGGCUGACAGCCAGAGAGCACAGCGGCUCAGCUCCUGGAGAGAGGGUUGAAGAAAGUGGAGGGCAGCCACCUGCACCCACUGGCUCCCAUUAGGUCGGUUCCUGCAGCGGUACCUGGCAGCCUUGACGAAGGCCCUGCCCGGCAGAGAUCAUGUAUUGCCUCCAGUGGCUGCUGCCCGUCCUCCUCAUCCCCAAGCCCCUCAACCCCGCCCUGUGGUUCAGCCACUCCAUGUUCAUGGGCUUCUACCUGCUCAGCUUCCUCCUGGAGCGGAAGCCUUGCACUAUUUGUGCCUUGGUUUUCCUGGCAGCCCUGUUCCUCAUCUGCUAUAGUUGCUGGGGAAACUGUUUCCUGUACCACUGCUCUGAUUCCCCGCUUCCAGAAUUGUCACAUGACCCCGGCGUCGUGGGCACCUAACAGCCACCCUGCUAGCUUUCCAAGGAAGCAGAAGACGGGAGGGGAGGCACUGACAUAGGUCAUAAAGCAUUGGAGUUUCAAAUCCCGCAACCUGCGGGUGCCACAUUCCUGAUGGCGCCUCUUUGGCCUGUGAUGUUUUAUCCUUAUAAUGUGAAUAAUGGCACUGACCGGUGCUUUUAUUGUAGAGUCUUACAGUUGUGGGUGAUCUUGUGGUUGUGUGUGUUCUGUCCCUCUCUGGGUCCUGGCUGGUGGGAUGGCCACCCCCCUCGCCUCAUUGCUGCGAGGAGUCUAUCUACACCCAUCCUGGCCAAUUGCCCUGGUGUUACCUGGGAAGAUAAAAUCUCAGUCUUCCUGUCACCUCUGUGACCCCUCCUUGUCAGGGUCCCCCCUCCUUCUCAGAAUGUUGCUGACUCCUCAGUCCCUUUCCUGGUUUCCCUUAUUUCCUCUCUCCUGUCCCUUUUUGGGGGGAGUACCUGUCUAAGACAGGGCUUGUUUUUGCACUUAUCUCGAAUUUGAAGAGAUUGCUGAUGCCCAAGAGCCUCGCUUUUUCGUCCUCCUUUCCCUAUUCAGCAGACUAGACAGAAACAUGUCUUGACUGUUGGUUGUCCCCAAAUCUCUAGUAUUUUCUCAGCUUCAUUUUUAGGAAAGAAGCAUCAGAUAGGUGUUGCUCUUCCACCUGGGUGUCCAGGCUCAUGUGUUCCAGCCUGGCCUCACUCCCUUUGCCCUUCCUCCUACCUUUCUCAGCCUUCCUAAAGGGGGCCUCCCUGUGUCUCCUGUGCAUGCUCUGCAGGAUGGACGUGUGGUGUACUCACAUAGACUCAGCAGUCCCCUGCAGAAUGAAUUGGAAAGUAUUUAUGUGUUUCAUAGCAGCCAUGAUCCCUUUGGUUGGUGUUUGGAUAUUUUUCUCUGUGCUCUGUAUGUGUGUUUGUGCAUGCGUGUAUGCGCGUGUGUGUGUGACUGUAUGUAUGUGUGUAAGUACAUGUGUAUAUUCCUUUUGAAGAAGCUUUACCGAACAUGUUCUGAUUUUGAGGUUUACUAGUAGGUAGCUGUAGUAGGUGCUGCUGCAGUUUUUAUUUAGCAUGGGAAUUGCAGUGACCAGCACGGUGAACUUCAUGGUGGUUCAUUCAGACAAGACGCAGGGGAGCAGUGGCCAUCGUCUUCCAUCUUCCUGCCAGGAGCUUCCUCGUUCCUGUGCACAUGGAUUGUACCUUAUGGAGAAUGCACAGGAAGACUUUGUGACUGUCAUUUGCUUUUUUUUUCUCCCUUUCUCUGCGCUUCGGUAGCAAGUGUUGGCAAAAGAGACUUUGUCCUGGCCCCUGCCCAACAGGGAUCAGCAUGCUUGUCCUGCCAGUUGGAUCCAUCCCUCAGUGUUGUCUGGGAGGGAGGGAGGUGGGCUUGGCAGAGGACAGAACUGGAGGCAGGCCAUGUAGGAAAUGGGACUGCAAAGGCCACACUUGUGAAACAUGUGGACUGCUGUUCUAGAGCUUUCAUUUCUGGUGUGUUCAUUGCACAGCUGUUUGAAAUGUUUAAUAAAGCUUUAUAAACUUUA